AUGUCUCGAUACCGUUAUGCUCCCCUCGUCACAGACAGCGAGGUCCGCUUGGUCACAAUCCUGCCGGGAGUGUUCGGAGACCCCAUCUCUAUCUAUAUCAAGCAUGCACAACUUGUUCCCCCCGUUGAGGAGGGUCGAUUGUGCCAUCCUCCGCUCAAGGAGAUAAGGGAAACACUCCCUGUUGGAUGGUCCGCGUUCGAAACGCUGGAGGGACGGGUCGUUUUCACCAGCUCCGGCGGGCCAAGCUGGACCCAUCCGGAUCCUAACUACGACGGGUACGACUUUUCUUACUGUGAAGGACCGAGGAUCUCAGCUCUCAGAUACGAAGCUCUGUCGUAUACAUGGGGAAACCCCGAGUUGUGCGAGGAAAUUGCGGUUGCGGAGGAGCAUCAAACACAUCCCCAGCAAUCUAGUCCACGAAGACAUCCUGAGAAGUCAGAUAAGAGGGCCAUUGCGAAAUUGUCUCGACCAAGACAGCUCACGGUUCGUCAAAGUCUUGCUGAAGUGUUACGGCACGUCAGGUACCCAAGCGAGCCGCGAACAAUGUGGAUCGACGCAAUUUGCAUCAACCAAAAUGAUACGAACGAACGUAACAACCAAGUCAAACGAAUGGGCGAUAUUUACCACUUUGCGCAAAGAGUUGUGGCUUGGCUUGGUCCAGGUUUUCCCGGAUGCGACCUGGCUUGUUCGAUUUUGGAAUAUCUAGGACAGCAGGUGGACUGGAGCCGAGAUAACUAUUGCUUCCCAGCUCAUAAUUGCCAAGAGCCGCAGUGGUUUCUGAACCAAUGUCCCUUGCCCUACAAAGACAACCAAUGGGAUGCAAUUCAAACCUUAGUCUCAAGCCAAUGGUUCAAAAGGGCAUGGAUACUGCAAGAGAUUCAGCUAGCCAACCCACUAUCGAUUAUCAAAUGUGGCCAACACGAAAUCUCCUGGCCCGGAUUUCGCCGAGCCAUUUUGACGCUGUGGAACAAGAGCGAAGGCAUUCCGCCAGAACUUCGGGAUAUGAUGCCCCUUGUGUGCGGAGUCGCUUCACAUGUCGGGGGACGGUUCGAAGAUAUUUUAUACGAUCACCGCAAUCGCCUCUGCCAGGACCCGAAAGAUAAAAUCUACGCUUUCACCAAUCUGAUACCUCCGAACAUGUUCAGAUUCAACCACGUGGAUUAUAACCAGGAGGUUGUUGAUGUGUACAGACAAGCCUUCCUGGCUUGUUGCAAAGAGACCCAGCGCCUUGAGCUCCUACAAUACUGCGGCACAACUAAUGGUGCGCAAGACAGCGGCUCGACAUGGGUACCAGACUGGUCUAAGGCGAUACCAUUUAGUUGUUCUCGCACCAGUGGCUUUUCUUCUAGUGGUCCCUCGAUGGCGCGUGUUGAUGUACCGUCUUUUGGAAAACUCGAAGUCGAUGGCAUCGCUAUUACAUCCAUACAUAAAGUGGAAAGACCCGAUUUUACCAGCUUUAUGGAUGUCAUCCAUUACUUGAGAGCUAAAGGACUCCAUCAAUUAGAAACGACCAUGUAUCGAUCAGGAUGCACCUUAUUGGAAGCAUUUCUGCAUAGCCUCACUCUUGGUCUUUUACAAGACAGAGUGGACCGUGCUCUCUGCCCUGCGCUGGAUGAUCUAAGAAUGAUUGUCAGACAAACAGAUACAGAAGGGGGCUUCAAUAGCGACAUCCAAGAGGUUACGAGUUUUUGGCAGGCUAUGAAUCAGAAAUACCUACUUGAUUCAAGAGUUGUCUUUACAGUGGAAGGGUACAUCGGUAUAUGUCGUCGUGGGAAUUUGGAAGAGGGUAGGCGUAACAUCCCCAUCUGCAUGAGCAAGUUGACCAAUUAUUAUUUAGGAGAUAUGAUCUUUGUCAUCUUAGGAUGCAAAGUUCCAAUUGUACUCAGGCGGACGUCUGGGGGUCCGUAUCAAGUGAUUGGAGACUGCUUCGUUCAUGGGAUCAUGGACGGAGAGGCUAUCCUUGGACCUUUGCCUCGCUCGUAUCACAUCGAAUCGCGAGAUGAUGGGCCCGAUUUCGAAGCGUUCAUCCCUGUUUACGUUGAAAACGACACUCAGCGUGAACAGCGCGAUGACCCUCGCCUACAAAAUAUUCCGUUGCCACCAGAGUGGGAAGCGUUUGAAAAGGAGAGGACGCGAGAUGAUCCACUCAUUUACAGCAUGUUCCGGAGUAAAAAUACUGGAGAGGUCAUAAAUUCCGACCCCAGGCUGUUCCCUGAAGCCUUGCGGGAGCGAGGGGUGCCGGUUCAGCGUAUAACAUUGGUUUGA
Molecule: messenger RNA, 2265 nt
Organism: Diaporthe batatas
Lineage: Eukaryota; Fungi; Ascomycota; Sordariomycetes; Diaporthales; Diaporthaceae
Exons: 1
Coding region: 1-2265 (754 amino acids)
Source: RefSeq, a predicted model, not a curated record